Molecule: messenger RNA, 2652 nt
Organism: Sitodiplosis mosellana (orange wheat blossom midge)
Lineage: Eukaryota; Metazoa; Arthropoda; Insecta; Diptera; Cecidomyiidae
Product: sesquipedalian-1-like
Exons: 5
Coding region: 421-1233 (270 amino acids)
Biological process (GO): endosome organization; retrograde transport, endosome to Golgi; receptor recycling
Cellular component (GO): trans-Golgi network; early endosome; recycling endosome
Source: RefSeq, a predicted model, not a curated record
AGUCAGUCAGUGUCUCAAGUGAAGGAAUGAGAAUAACACGCACAAUGGUUUAUUGUACAACAAUGAACGAAAAAACAUUGAAAACAAAAUAAAAGAAAGUCGAAUCGCGAUUUUCGAUCUUUGAAUAUUGAAUAGUGGCAACGCAAGCAAUCGAAUUUUAUUCAUGCUUUUAUUUCUUUAUCUAAACAAUUGUCUAAGAUAAACAAAUGUGUCUUGUGUGUGUCAGAUCUGCAUUUAUCGUAAAUGAGUAAUCAGUGUAUUUUUAGUAUUGAAAUAUCGAAUUUAGGAGAGAAUAAUCGUCACAAAUUGCAAAAAAAACACGUAUUCCCAGUUAAACAGUGCUGAUCGAAGCAAAUAAUCAACUUGUAUAAUUUGUUUGAAAGUAAAUUACGAAACAAAAACUAUUUAGUUCACAAAAAAAUGAAAAUCAACGAGAAGAAUUUGUGUUAUUUUGCGACAUCGCCGCCAAUCGAUCUAGAGGGCUGGCUUCAGAAGCGUGGUGAAGUGAAUAAAUCAUGGCAACGGCGAUAUUUUGUACUUAAAGGCAAUUUACUGUUCUACUUUGAGAAGAAAGGUGACCGUGAACCGAUUGGAGUAAUCAUUUUAGAAGGAUGUACAAUAGAACUGGCUGAAGAGGCUGAACAUUAUUGUUUUCAACUUAUAUUCCACGGCAUAAACAAUCGAACGUAUUAUCUGAGUGCAGAGACACAAGAAAUAAUGGAGCAAUGGAUGAGAGCAUUGACGUGUGCCGGUUAUGAAUACAUGAAAUUGAUGGUUGCAGAACUGCAGCGACAGCUGAACGAAAUCGAAAAGUCGAAGGAUUCAACAAAUUGUUCGAUCGAAUCGGUGCCGAAGCCACCGCCGCGACGUAAUCAACGCGAAAAUCCAUUUGAUCGGCCAGCACGACCAGCACCUCCACCUCCAAAAUGUGUAACUGCACCGAACUCAAACCCAAAUACUCAAGCUUCUAACGGUGGUGGGAUGGGUUCCAAAUCGGCAACAUCAUCGUCGUCGUCGUCGUCGUCGUUGCAGCAAUCAUUUGCUAACCGAUCACCGGUCGGUUGUGGUGACCCUCCAUCCAAUCUAACUGCAUCCAGCGACAGUAAGCUGAAAUCUCACACCGAGUUCAAUUUUCAAACGGUGCAUGAGGCCUUUGGCCGUGAAAUUGAGCAAGACCUAAAAGAACGACGACGACUUAAAGAACUAGCACAACAACCAUUGAUUCAAUUCUAAAAUGAAAAUUUAAGUAGUUUUCCCCCCGAUAUAAUAAUAAUAAUGAUAACAGUUACUACCUACUUGAUAUAGCAUAUACUGUAAUGUUAAUGAAUAUGCAAAGCAUGUGAUGGAAUUUUCAAAUUUGGUUGCAUGAUGAUCAUAUAUGUUUCAUUUGCUCUUUUUUUGUAUUUGGUAUUAAAAAUGGAAAUUAGCUUUUAAGGAUGAAUUAUUCUUCUUUUUUUUUCGUUGUAAAAUUUAUUUUCGAAAGAAAAGUCCGUUGUCAAUGAUGCUUGGAUUAUAUUAAACCUGUAACACAAUUGUGUUGCUGAGAAUAGAAAUGGCAAUGCAGUACAGUGUUUGAACUGAAUCGCAGCAUGAAACUUUUUAUGUAGCAUGAAAAAUGGGAAUUUCGAUGGUGGUUUUUUUUGUAUUUUCCGCGAAAAAGAGUCAUCUUCAACAAAUGUCAUUGGUCAAGUUCUAAAACUUCACUGAAUACAUUAACUCAUUAUCGCUUAUCAUUUCCGCAGAAAUGAUAACACAGAAAACCACAUUCGAAAUUCCCAUUUUUUAUACUGCAUGCAUAAAAUUGAAGCGAUGAUUCAUGUUGCGUUUUUAAGAAACAUAUUUCAUGUUGCACUUCAGUUCAAACACUUCUGUAUUCCCAUUUUGUUUAUUAACAACACAAUUCUAUAUCUAAUAACUACAUUAUGAAUGAAUACCUCAUAUCAUCAUUUGCUGUACUUCAUUUAAAAGGGAUCUUGAACAUAAUUAAUUACAAUUUUUUAUAGAAUCGAUACAUAAAAUAGAAUUUAAUGAACAGAAUAAGGCCACAUUGAUGGAGUCGCAUUUUUGAUGUUGAAAUCGUUUCCUUCACAACCAUUCAUCAAUCAUCCAGUUUUAUUUUGUCCAGCGCAUUGUUUUUUUUCUGGAAGCUAUUUACGACAACGAUUCACAGGUUCUACUCCUUUCUUCCCCCCCCAAUAAAAUGAUGUCAAUUGUUGAAAACGAUGCUACCAGCUUUAGGUUCAUUUAAUCGAAACACAGUUGAGAUUUUGAUGCAAAUAUUUUUUUUUCGGGCAAAUGAAUGAAAAAUUUGAUAUGUUGACGAAAUUUAGUUUUUUCAGAAAAUAAAAUUGUAUGAAGGCUAAUAUGACGGGAAAAAAUAAUUAGCUAAAAUAUCUGAAUUUUGAUUUAUUUUCACGAAGUCUCAACUGUGUGUGUGUAGAAUAAAAACAAGACAUGUGACAAGUAAAAUCAUUUCAUGACGAAAAAAUGUAUAUUUAAAACAUAUUGUUAAAACAUGCGGAACAUAAUUUCAGUCUUAUCAACGAAUUUGUUGUCCGAAGUAGACAGUUAUGAGAUCAAUUAAUUUAUUAUCGAUUUGUGAAUAAUAAAAAAAAAACAAAUAAAUUGUAUCAAGGAAUCAUAAAAUGAAAA